Pongo pygmaeus (Bornean orangutan) is the source of this 2267-nucleotide messenger RNA. RefSeq names its product PML-RARA regulated adaptor molecule 1 (gene PRAM1). Gene Ontology annotation, biological process: integrin-mediated signaling pathway; T cell receptor signaling pathway; protein localization to plasma membrane. NCBI's taxonomy places the organism in Eukaryota, Metazoa, Chordata, Mammalia, Primates, Hominidae. Gene Ontology annotation, cellular component: plasma membrane. The transcript has 10 exons. The coding region runs from base 50 to 2149 and encodes 699 amino acids. The record is from RefSeq and is a predicted model, not a curated record. Gene Ontology annotation, molecular function: protein binding.
CCCCAGCUCGGGUCCCGCUCAUCCCGUGGCUCAUCACCUGCCUGCAGCCAUGGAGAGCCAUCAGGACUUCCGGAGCAUCAAAGCAAAGUUCCAGGCCUCUCAGCUGGAGCCCAGCGACCUGCCCAAAAAACCCCCGAAGCCUGAGUUCAGUAAACUCAAGAAGUUCUCCCAGCCUGAGCUAAGCGAGCACCCCAAGAAGGCCCCGCUGCCUGAGUUUGGUGCAGUGUCCUUGAAGCCCCCGCAGCCUCAGUUCACUGACCUCCCCAAGAAGCCCCCGCCGCCUGAGUUCACUGACCUCCCCAAAAAGCCCCUGCUGCCUCAGUUCACUGACCUCCCCAAGAAGCCCCCACCGCCUGAGGUCACUGACCUCCCCAAGAAGCCCCCGCCGCCUGAGGUCACUGACCUCCCCAAGAAGCCCCCACCGCCUGAGGUCACUGACCUCCCCAAGAAGCCCCCACCGCCUGAGGUCACUGACCUCCCCAAGAAGCCCUCCAAACUGGAGUUCAGUGACCUCUCCAAGAAGUUCCCACAGCUGGAGGCCACUCCAUUUCCAAGGAAGCCCCUGCAGCCUGAGGUCGGUGAGGCCCCUUUGAAGGCCUCGCUGCCGGAGGAGCCUGGUGCGCCGGCCCGGAAACCCCUGCAGCCCGACGAACUCAGUCACCCCGCCAGACCCCGCUCCGAACCCAAAUCCGGCGCAUUCCCCAGGAAGCUCUGGCAACCCGAGGCCAGUGAGGCUACCCCGAAGUCCCCGCAGCCUGAGUUGAGUACCUUUCCCAAGAAGCCCGCGCAGCCUGAGUUCAACGUGUACCCCAAAAAGUCUCCGCAGCCUCAGGUUGGUGGCCUCCCUAAGAAGUCCGUGCCGCAGCCUGAGUUCAGCGAGGCCGCUCAGACUCCCCUCUGGAAGCCUCAGUCCAGCGAGCCGAAGCACGACUCCAGCGCCUUUCCCAAAAAGGCCUCCCAGCCUCCGCUGAGUGACUUUCCCAAGAAGCCUCCGCAGCCUGAGCUUGGGGACCUCACCAGGACCUCCUCAGAGCCCGAAGUCAGCGUGCUUCCCAAGAGGCCGCGGCCGGCCGAAUUCAAAGCGCUCUCCAAGAAGCCCCCGCAGCCCGAGCUGGGCGGCCUCCCCAGGACCUCCUCAGAGCCCGAGUUCAACUCACUACCCAGGAAGCUGCUGCAGCCGGAGCGCCGCGGGCCACCCCGCAAGUUCUCACAGCCUGAGCCCAACGCUGUCCUCAAGAGACAUCCGCAGCCUGAGUUCUUCGGUGAUCUCCCUCGAAAGCCUCCACUCCCCAGCUCCGCUUCCGAGAGCUCACUGCCUGCGGCCGUGGCCGGCUCCAGCUCCCGGCACCCGCUCAGCCCUGGGUUUGGAGUCACUGGGACACCCCGCUGGAGGUCAGGAGGCCUUGUUCACAGUGGAGGGGCCAGGCCAGGCCUCAGACCCAGCCAUCCACCCCGGCGGAGGCCUCUACCCCCUGCCAGCAGCCUGGGACCCCCUCCAGCCAAGCCCCCGCUGCCCCCGGGGCCCGUGGAUAUGCAGAGCUUUCGGAGACCCUCUGCAGCAUCCAUAGAUCUACGGAGGACCCGCUCGGCCGCUGGGCUCCACUUCCAGGACCGACAGCCUGAAGACAUCCCGCAGGUCCCAGAUGAGAUCUACGAGCUGUAUGACGACGUGGAACCCAGAGAGGACUCCAGCCCCAGCCCCAAGGGCAGAGAUGAAGCGCCCUCGGUUCAGCAAGCCGCCAGGAGGCCACCACAAGACCCAGCGCUCAGGAAGGAAAAGGAUCCCCAGCCACAGCAGUUGCCACCCAUGGACCCAAAGUUACUGAAGCAGCUGAGGAAGGCAGAGAAGGCCGAGAGGGAGUUCCGGAAGAAGUUCAAGUUUGAAGGGGAGAUCGUGGUUCACACGAAGAUGAUGAUCGACCCCAAUGCUAAGACGCGUCGCGGGGGCGGCAAGCACCUUGGGAUCCGGCGCGGGGAGAUCCUGGAGGUGAUCGAGUUCACCAGCAACGAGGAGAUGCUGUGCCGGGACCCCAAGGGCAAAUAUGGCUACGUGCCCAGAACAGCGCUUCUGCCCCUGGAGACGGAGGUGUACGAUGAUGUCGACUUCUGUGACCCCCUGGAAAACCAACCACUCCCCCUGGGACGGUAAGACCGGUAGGCGUGGGGCCAGGACAGCCAGCCAGCCCAGCGCCCGCUUACCCAGGAGCCCUGGAUCCCGGCACGGGAGAGUCACGGAGCUGCCCGGGCUUGUACCUGGCCACAUAAAG